Schistosoma mattheei is the source of this 1182-nucleotide messenger RNA. The record is from the annotation of a GenBank genome assembly. NCBI's taxonomy places the organism in Eukaryota, Metazoa, Platyhelminthes, Trematoda, Strigeidida, Schistosomatidae.
AUGCCUGAAACUGAUGCAGGUUACGAAGAUGGUGUGGAAGAACGUGUUAUUAAUGAAGAAUAUAAAUUUGGAAAAAGAAUACUCCUUUCCUCUCAAUGGUUACCCGAAGUCACAAGACCAGAAGGUAAAGAUUUUUCUAUUCAUCGGCUUAUCUUGGGAACUCAUACAUCUGAUGAACAAAAUCACUUACUUAUUGCUAGUGUUCAUAUGCCAAAUGAUAAUGCUCAAUUUGAUCCUAAUAGUUAUGAUGUUGAACGUGGUGAGUUUGGUGGGUUUGGUGCAGUAACCGGUAAAAUUGAGAUCAAUAUAAAAAUCAAUCACGAGGGUGAAGUAAAUCGAGCUCGUUAUAUGCCACAGAAUCCAUGUGUAAUCGCUACUAAAACGCCUAGUUCUGAUGUUUUGGUGUUUGAUUAUACCAAACAUCCAAGUAAACCUGAUCCAUCUGGUGUAUGUCGACCGGAAUUACGUUUAAGAGGGCAUCAAAAAGAAGGUUAUGGUUUAUCAUGGAAUCCAAAUUUAAAUGGUUAUUUGUUGUCUGCGUCGGAUGAUUAUACUAUUUGUAUGUGGGAUAUUAAUGCAACUCCAAAAGAAGGUCGUAUUAUAGACGCUCAAACUAUAUUCACUGGUCAUACAAGUGUUGUAGAAGAUGUCAGUUGGCAUCCAUUACAUGAAUCUAUAUUUGGUUCAGUUGCUGAUGAUAAAAAACUUAUGAUAUGGGAUACACGUAGUGGUUGUACAACACGUCCUAGUCAUACAGUUGAUUCACAUUUAGCUGAAGUUAAUUGUUUAUCAUUUAAUCCAUUUAGUGAAUAUAUAUUAGCCACUGGUAGUGCUGAUCGAACUUUACAUUCAUUUGAAUCGCAUAAAGAUGAAAUAUUUCAAGUUCAAUGGUCACCACAUCAUGAAACUAUUCUCGCUAGCUCAGGUACCGAUCGACGUCUACAUGUUUGGGAUCUUAGUAAAAUUGGUGAAGAACAAUCAGCUGAGGAUGCUGAAGAUGGACCACCGGAAUUACUGUUCAUUCAUGGUGGGCAUACAGCGAAAAUUUCAGAUUUUUCAUGGAAUCCAAAUGAUGCAUGGGUUAUUUGUUCCGUAUCUGAAGAUAAUAUAUUACAAGUGUGGCAAAUGGCUGAGAAUAUUUACAAUGAUGAAGAACUCCCAUUGACCAUUGAAAAUGAAUAG